UACAUCAUUUAAAAUUCCAUUUGUAAUCCAGUGCAUUGAAUUGAUUUAUUUCUGUUGCAUCGCAGUUCAGAAGUUUGUCAUCAUCGAAAACUGUCAAGUGAUUUGCGCAGGAUGACAUUUCAUUCAAAGUGGACUCCAGCAUCAUCAUCAUGUCUGAAUCGUGUGUGUCUUCGUUUGUGUGAAAGUAUUUUUAGUUGGUCUUGUCCCGCUGUGCUCGUGUCUGUUACACCGUCGUGGAUGCUCACACUUCGCUAAAUCUGAUUCAUGUACUGCGACGGACUCUCUGCAGGCGACACCACCUUCGUGUAAAAUUAAAAAUUCAAACUCCGUUACACCUUGAGAUAUAUUAUUUAUUAGAGAAAAAUUAAGACAGUUGUUUCUUCUGUGUAAUCAAUGUGCUUUGAAAACAGAUUCGCGGGCAGGUUAGUGCAACUUCUGCUCAUCAUCAUCGCUCGAAUUUUUCCCGACGUUCAAUGAAAUUAUAGUGUAUUCCAUUGUUUCAGGUAACAUGGGUGCCGGUGCGGUGAUGAUGCGCUUUAUGAAUGAGGUGCGGCCGGUGAAUGCGAACGCGCCGACUUUUCACUGUUCCCGGUAAUCCGGGCUCCUGAACACCCGAGAGCCGCCUGACGUCAGGCCUCGUGUCACCGGCGAUCUCACAUUAUUCUCAUAUUUGGAGAUCUCGAGUCGAGUGUCCUACACACGCACGCAGUGAGUGAGUGAGCAGAGCUUGCCGUCUCUCCCAGAGGAGCGACUUGCCUCUCUUAGUGUGGGAUACAGGAGGACAGCAAGCAAGGGUGGUCCCAGAAGUGCACUGUCUGUCCAUCAAAGACAUGGGGAAGGACUACUACAAGACCCUGGGCAUCCAGUCUGGGGCCAACGAGGAUGAAAUCAAGAAGGCAUACAGGAAGAUGGCCCUCAAAUUCCACCCAGACAAAAACAAGGAACCUAACGCUGAGGAGAAGUUCAAGGAGAUCGCAGAGGCUUAUGAGGUGCUGAGUGACCCAAAGAAAAGGACCAUCUAUGACCAGUAUGGAGAGGAAGGUCUGAAGGCCGGAGGAGGUGGAUCGACUGGAGGACAGGGAAACACUUACCACUACACCUUCCAUGGUGAUCCUCAUGCCACCUUCGCCUCCUUCUUUGGGGGCUCCAACCCCUUUGACAUCUUCUUUGGGUCGGGGCGCACCCGGGGUUCCAGCAAUGGCUUCGGGGACCACGACAUGGACAUCGACCUGGAUGGGGAGGAUGACCCAUUCAACGCCUUCAGCCGAUUCGGUUUCAGUGGUAUCAAUGGGUUCCACCAUGGCGGCGGCGGGGGAGGUCGGCGGCACCACGCCGAACCGAUCCAUGGUCGCCGCAAGGUUCAGGACCCACCAGUGGUGCACGAGCUCCGCGUCUCCCUUGAGGAGGUCUUCCACGGCUGCACGAAGCGCAUGAAGAUCACCCGGCGGCGUCUCAACCCCGACGGGAAGACUUUGCGCGCAGAGGACAAGAUCCUGAACAUCGUCAUCAAGAGGGGCUGGAAAGAAGGCACCAAGAUCACCUUCCCCAAAGAGGGCGAUGAAACACCAGAGAACAUUCCUGCUGACAUCGCUUUCAUCCUCAAAGACAAGGGACACCCCCACUUCAAGAGGGAUGGCUCCAACAUAGUAUUCACUGCAAAGAUCAGUCUUAAAGAGGCGCUGUGUGGCUGCACAGUGAGCAUUCCCACCAUCGACAACAGAGUGAUUCCCCUUCCCUGCAAUGACGUCAUCAAGCCGGGGACCAUCAAGAGACUGAGAGGGGAGGGCCUGCCCUAUCCCAAAAGCCCGUCACAGCGCGGGGACUUGAUAGUGGAGUUCCAGGUGCGCUUCCCGGACAGGAUACCCCCGCAGUCGAGAGAAAUCAUCAAACAGCACCUGCCUGUGUCUUAGGGCGGACGGCAGAAAGGGAAACUGGGGACUUUAAACAGGGUUUAUUAUUGUUAUUUUUUAAAUCAAUCAUCUUUAGUAUUACGACAGACACUAAUAUUUAAAUCAGAAGGAAAAGUAAAAAAAAAGUGCCACAGGAACAUGAAAACAUGAAGUUAGCUGUAUCAUCGUUGUGUAUAUUUUUUUAUUUUUUUUUUUUGUAAAUUAUGUUUUUUUUUUUUCCACAUACAAGUGGAAGUGGACCAUAAUGGUCUCUGUUGAAGGACUGGAAGGUUUUGCUAUCUUGUGUUCCUGAUUCCACUGGUCUCUCACCUAAGACAGCUUUUAUUAUCCCAUUUUUCACUAUUUCCAAGGGUGCUCUCUUUUUCAUCUUGCUCUUUUUAUGAGAGAAGGGACUGAGAGCAACCGAAGGGGGAAAAAAAUCACCCAGCAUAAAGGAAACCAGUAAAAACUUUAGAGUGCCAAAGUCUUUUGUUUUGUUCUCCCCCAAAUACAUUUCUGGUGCGAACAUGCAUGUUCACUUCAACUGAUUGUUCAGUGAAGAAAAAAAAAAAAAUCUUGGGGGCGUUACUGAGCCAAUUAGAGCGACAGGCUACUUACAGAAGUAGGAUUUCUAAUCAUCUGAAGCUGGUAAUGUUAUCUAGCUGACUUUAAGACCCUAAUGUAUGCAAGAAAGGCCUACAUUAAGAGGUGCUUUUUUUCCCUGUGACUCUGGUGUGUUACAGAAUGACUCGUCAGUGUUGUUCUAAACUGCCUUAUUACCUGCCUUGGUUUUUACACCGGGUCAAAAUUGAAUUUAAUAAAAAAAAAAAAA
Molecule: messenger RNA, 2721 nt
Organism: Scleropages formosus (Asian bonytongue)
Lineage: Eukaryota; Metazoa; Chordata; Actinopteri; Osteoglossiformes; Osteoglossidae
Gene: dnajb5
Product: DnaJ heat shock protein family (Hsp40) member B5
Exons: 4
Coding region: 831-1910 (359 amino acids)
Cellular component (GO): cytosol
Molecular function (GO): protein-folding chaperone binding
Source: RefSeq, a predicted model, not a curated record